Neurospora crassa OR74A is the source of this 1755-nucleotide messenger RNA. Its product is annotated as ER-associated proteolytic system protein Der1. Gene Ontology annotation, molecular function: misfolded protein binding; ubiquitin-specific protease binding. The record is from RefSeq and is a predicted model, not a curated record. The transcript has 3 exons. Gene Ontology annotation, cellular component: endoplasmic reticulum membrane; Hrd1p ubiquitin ligase ERAD-L complex. Lineage: Eukaryota; Fungi; Ascomycota; Sordariomycetes; Sordariales; Sordariaceae. The coding region runs from base 539 to 1291 and encodes 250 amino acids. Gene Ontology annotation, biological process: endoplasmic reticulum unfolded protein response.
GGGCAUGUCGUUCGCCCCUGUCAAAGUUCGACGCACAGCGCUUCCAGUGGCCACGGCACCUCAGCGCUUUCCACUGCCACACUUGCAGCUGCAGCCGCCUUUCCCCAUACACUAGUUCCGCUAGCGAACCCGCCAGCCCGUGGCCCCGUCUUCCUUGCUUCCCGUCUUGAGACUACUUACUACCUCUACCUACCUAACCAGCUUGUAAACUGUGCACCUAUUGGAAACCUUGUAGAGGACACGACAUCAUCAACACCGCGGCAUCUAGUCAUUCAUCAACGUAACCUCCCACGCUCUUUUCCCUCGGGGUAGGCGUUAUCACAUAGCUAGGUCAAACGUAUUCCGUCAAGAGAUUGCUCCUCGUUCCAAUCCGAAUCCACGCAUCGUCGCCGUUGAACCUGCACCAGAUUGGAGACGGUACCCAAUUCAUACCAUCCGUGUUAGCGACGCCGCUAUCGCCCGGCAGACAGGACCCGCCAAGCAUCCGAUAACGAAUCAACACCAACUGCGCAGUCGUUUGCUCUACGAACAUUUCACCAUGGACCAGAUGAUCGGUGGUGGUGGCGGCGAUGCCGGCCGCUUCCCGCUCGAGACGUGGUUCUGGGAGAUGCCCAUCUGUACAAGGUGGUGGACGACGGCAACCAUGCUCAUGAGUGGCUUGGUCCAGUGCGAGCUUAUAACUCCCUUCCAGCUCUUCUAUAGCUACCGCGCCGUAUUUGUUAAGUCACAGUACUGGCGACUACUCACCACCUUCCUCUACUUCGGGCCCUUCUCCCUCGACCUUCUCUUUCACGUCUACUUCCUGCAACGCUACUCGCGAUUACUCGAAGAAUCGGCAGGCCGAUCACCAGCACACUUCUCAUGGCUGUUACUGUACGCCAUGGUGUUCCUCCUGAUCCUGUCGCCGCUCGUUUCCAUGCCAUUUCUCGGCCAUCCGCUUUCGUCGACGCUGGUUUACAUAUGGUCUCGCCGUAACCCAGAUACCCGGUUAAGCUUCCUUGGGUUACUGGUGUUUAGCGCACCCUACUUGCCGUGGGUACUCAUGGCUUUUAGCUUGACCCUUCAUGGCACAAUUCCCAAGGAUGAGUUGAUGGGCAUGGUCAUUGGUCAUAUCUGGUACUUUUUCACCGACGUGUAUCCUCCUCUUCACGGCGGCUCAAGACCCCUUGACCCGCCCAUGUGGUGGCGUCGUAUCUUUGAGGGCCGGCCACGCGAGGAGACCACGGAUGGUAUCAACAACGAGAUUGCAGUCGCUGGCGCUCCCGAAGUUGCGCCACCCGAGGUCCGCUAAGGCGUGUGAAUUGGGGAAUGGGAAGCCGGUUGUACAAUCCUAGUCAGGACCACGGGCUACAACUGCAUGACAGGUUAGGUCAUGCUAAUUUGCUGACAUUUCUGUUUCAAAAGGAGGAUACCAGGCGUUUUUAGGAAGUUCGGGAUCAGUUGACACAAGACAGUCAUUCACUACGGCACAAAAGUAGCGCACUUUAUGCAUGCGGUCUUGCGGUUUCGUUCAGGACAACACCAUGACAUAUCAGAGGAAGAGUAAAACCAGGUCCACGUCAAACCAGCUAUGCCAGAAAGCCCGAUUACCACAAGCUUAGGUAGCGGCCAGGUCGGUAUGGCAAAAAGGGAAACACCUGAAUGGUCGCACACCAGACUUUAGUUGAUAGGUGCUAUAGAUAUUUCGCAUGCAUUUGGGUAUAGAUAUGUGGCGCUUAACGCAAAGUAGCGAACUCGGCUAGCGUGUUGUUUUGU